Molecule: messenger RNA, 1554 nt
Organism: Periconia digitata
Lineage: Eukaryota; Fungi; Ascomycota; Dothideomycetes; Pleosporales; Periconiaceae
Source: the annotation of a GenBank genome assembly
AUUAUCAUCAUGAGUACCUCAGGCUCUAUCUUCUUCCAGCAAGGCGGUUCCCCGGAGACUGCGCUUGAAGUCAUCCAGCGAGCAUGUGGUGAUAAAGCCUACAUGCUUGAUAAGCCGCCGUAUGGUAAAGCCAUAUUCGAGAUUCACGAGGAUGAUGUGAGCUUAGGCAGCGGGAAGCCUGCGCAGGUCAUCGGCAUCAAGUUGCUGCUAGGAACCGAUCGUGACUUGGAAAACAACAUCGACAUCACCAUUUGGGCUUAUUUGUUCCAGAAUACAGACACCGAGCGUGCAACCCGAGUUGGCUAUCUUGGACUUAACGCUGACGAUGAACUUGUGCAGUACGUGGACCGCUAUCUUGUGCGCUAUGCCACGCUGAGCGACAUAUUCCCUGCAAAUUGUGCAGCCGGCAUGAUUCCAGCUCUCGUCAAGUACUACUUCUACAAGACGGAGGUUGAAUUUCUCUUCAUUCCAACUUUCAGUAAAAGCAAUGCAGAGGAUCUUAUUCGUGCUUGCGGCAGGUUCGAUACCUCUGUGCCCUUUGCUCGACGAGAGACCCGGGCUCCGAGCCGUAAAUCUCAGGUCGGACUGGGUGCUUCUAGGGAUCUUUCGUCCCUUUUGUUCCCAGAAAACGAAAACCAGUCUAUGAUGCCACGGACCACGUCUCCUGAGUUUACAGUACAGGAAAGCAAUGAUUCUGACCAGGAAAACCAGGUCCCCGUGGCAAACAUGUACCCAAAGCGUACCCAAUUUGAGGAUCGUAACACCACCGGCUCUCGCAACACACUCUUCAGUCAAUUAGUCAAAGCAUAUGAGGAAGAGGAAAGCCUUAAACAUCAACUCGAGACACUCGCUGCUGCUGGGGAAGAGCAGGAGAGGAAGCGAGAUGGCGUCAAGGCAAAACUGAAUGCUCAGAAGAAAUCUGAGGCUCAAAAGCUGCAAAUCGCCCAAGCUUCGAAGCAACAGCUGGCUGGUCAGGCUGAUCCUGAGAUCAAGAAGGCCAUCGAAUUUGGUAUUGAUCUAGGCCACAAGGAAAGUGAGCGCAAGAGAAGGAGGACGGAUUGAAGGGAUUGCGAUCAGGAGGUUGUGGCUCUCUGUUUGGCGUUGCAUCUACCUACUACGUUUGACUCUCUGUUUGGCACUGCAUUGAAUUUGAAAUGCGAGCGGGUCUUGGAAGAAGGUGGACCAUAUUGACUGCGGAAGUACUGACCGCACAUAAUAUUCCGUACGUUCUGCAAGUUGCGAUUCACACCAAUCUUGCGUGUAUUUGAAAAUUCGAGAUUUAGCUCGGUUUAUGUCUUCUAGAAUGGGAAAGAACCACGAGCGGUCCGAAAUGCUGUUGCCUACGUGCCUUUUGUGUAUACACCACCUCCUCUCAAUACCCCCUUAGCAGACUCCCUACUCUUCAUCUACUUCGUUCUGUUCUGCCUCCCAACCUCCCAAUCGUUUCUGCUCUUACUCUGCACAUUUCAUCAUUCUGGACCUACUUUCACAGACGAAGAAGGUUGCUUCUUGUCCUAGCCAGCGAAAGUACUUCUGAUCGUGUCGGGUCCGGGU